Messenger RNA from Apis cerana (Asiatic honeybee), 2287 nucleotides. RefSeq names its product cuticular protein 17 (gene CPR17). Gene Ontology annotation, cellular component: chitin-based extracellular matrix. NCBI's taxonomy places the organism in Eukaryota, Metazoa, Arthropoda, Insecta, Hymenoptera, Apidae. The record is from RefSeq and is a predicted model, not a curated record. Gene Ontology annotation, molecular function: structural constituent of chitin-based larval cuticle.
UAAAUUAGAAAUUUAUUUAUUAUGUUAUUUACUAUAAGCAUCAUUGCACCUUAGAUUAUAAGAAAUAGCGAGUUAAGAUUCUCUUAAAUUGCAGUUUAAAAGUUUGUUUGCAUUUGACAUUAAAGUUCACAUAAAGAUUUAUGAAAUUUCUUUUUUUUUGAGUACAUUCGAUCUUUAUCUUCAUCGACAUUCUUAAAUGCUUCAUGAAUUUAUUCAUAAAAAUUUUAUUAAGAAUAUUGAUGCUAAUUCAAGGAAUUGUCACGUCUGAACGUAUUUCUAGCUGUUGUCAAGUAUUUGCAUAAAAUGUGUUCAUUGUAUUAAAAUAUUAGCAUCGACGAUGUGUUUUAUUAUAGUAAAAAAAGUUCUUUCUCUUUUCCAUUAUCUACGGUGACGAAUUAAAUAACCAUAGAUAUUAACAUCCGACUAUUAACAAUACUUCUCUUAGUUAUUUUAAAAUUACGUAAAUUUCUUGUGUUGAAGUGCCAUUGGGCUGCUAUCAUUUCUCGAUAUAUAUUCCAAUAAAUCAUUAGACAUUUAAUAAUAUGUUUUAAAAUAAAAAACAAGAAAAAUGAAAAUUAUUACUUAAUAAUUAAUUCAUUAAAUUCGUUUAACAAUAAUAUCCAAUAUUAUUGAAUAAUUUAUAUUAUGUCAAAUCCUAAAAACUAAACAAAUUUAAAACAAAUACUUUAAUUUUAUAAAUUACAACGUAUAAAAUUAUUAAUAAUUUAAUAACUUUACGUAUACAAUAAUUUAUAAAAUAUAAUUUCAUCUGUGAGCGUGGAUCAAUAAUAGACGUUCGAAAUUAAAGAUGUCAGUCCCAUUUCAUUUACAAAGGAUCGAUCGCAUUCAUCUCGCAUCCCAGUUGCAUUGUUCGAAUUCACCGAAAAGGAGAUGACAUCGGUACCUACACAUUCGCCAUAAUUACGCAAGUAAAAGAUUACGCAAACUCCUCUCUCUCUGUCUCUCUCUUUAGUGGAUGUUGGAUGGGGAAAAGUCAGGACGGAUGACAGUGGCGGACAGCGGUCGGUAAAAUCUCAUUAUAAAGCUGCGCGCAUGCACGAUCGAAGGAUCGAUCAUCUCUGCUCCUUUUUUCAUAUCGGGGGUGUGGAUCGUUCGGCGGUUAGAAGUGCUCUAGAGCGAGACGUGGCUAUCCCGAAAUAAACUUUCUCGGGUUAUGUAAAGGCUGGCAACUGGCUUGUAGACUCGCCAGUAUAAAGGUCGGCUGUUCCUCCAACGAUCCAAGAGUUGCUCACGAACUUUACGCCAGCAACGAUCGGUCGCUCUAUAUGUGACGUCUGAAGCCUUUUUUAUCUCUCCACACACAUACACACACUAUCGCAAUUUUCUCGUGGGAGCACGUGCAGUUUCGGCAACAUGCGUUCCUUGAUCUUCCUCGCUCUUGUUGCAACGGCUCAUUGCCAGGAAUAUUUCCGGCAACCGGAAAAGAUCAUAAGCGAGAAUCGGAACCUGGGCGACAAUCGUGGCCACUAUUCGUUCACGUAUGAGACCGAGGGUGGUAUCGUGCAAACGGAGACCGGAAGUCGAAAGUAUGCUGGCACACCAUCCGAGACUCAGCUGAUCCAAGGCUCUGUGCAGUAUAACGCCCCAGACGGAACACCGAUAGCGAUUAGCUGGACCGCCGACGAAUUCGGCACUCAAGUUGCCGGUACUCACGUGCCAACACCACCCCCAAUACCGCCAGCCAUUCAAAGGGCCCUCGACUGGAUCGCGAAACAACCCUCGACCCCGGAACCCGAGGAGGUUGGCAAAGAUUCACCAAGCCAACAAAACGCUGUUCCAGCAAGCACUAAUCGGCAAUACAAACCGCCACGGACGAAUCAACGAAACUGAUUGUUCGUGAUCCGUGAUUCGUUAAAAUACCUCCUUAGUUGUAAUAUUCUUGUCUAACAUUUCUAUAUAAUUGUAAGUUAAUAUUUCUAUCUCGAAAGAUCGCGAGAUUUUAGGUUAAGUUUGCGAAAACUUUUAGGUUAAGUUUACUUAUUUGAGACAUAUAUGUGAGAAUUGUUAAUAAUUGAAUUGUGAUGUGUUGUUGUUAUUAGAAAACAUUGGUUAAAGCAAAAAUUUUAACAAUUUUAAAUCUUUGUGAAAUAUAUAAGGUUUUCUAAUUUUGAUUAAAUGACACAAACUUCGAAUAUUUGAAUGUAUCUUAAGAAAUGGAAAUGUUAGAUGAAAAAUUUUAAUUAAGGAGGGAAUAUCUGUUAGAACAAAUUUUCAUGUUAGUUUUUUUUUACAAUGUACAAAAUAAAAUUUAUAUUUUCAUAGAAAA